AUGACGGAACUAAGCUUGCUUGGUCAACCGCUGGCACUGUUCGCAGGUGCAUGUUUUGAGUCUGCGGAGGAUAGGUCUGCCUGGGAAUAUUACGUGAGGAUGGUCUCAUCAAAUGUCCCCGCCCUAGAUGGCCCAGACAAUCCGUACAGACAACUCUCAAUACCAGCACUAUCAUCACCAAUUAUACUCGAGACUAUAGUUUGCAUAUCAACAGAGCACAUGCUCAACUUCGGCCUAGCAAGCAUCGACCUCGCAGCAAAGCGCCAGCAACGCAUGCUGCGAACUCUUGGCCAAAAGCUCCUCAGUAUCAAUGAUGAAGCAGAAAAUGACCCAGGCACAAUAGUGGCGAUCAAAAAGCCCGAACGAGAGGCACUUCUCAUAGCCGUCGUUUUACAAGGCAUUGUAGUCGCACAAACAGCAGAUGGCAUCCUAGAACCACACGUCAAAUGUGCAUCCUGGCUCAUGGAAGCACUGGGUUAUUUCGACUCCAUACCACAAAAUCCAAUCGCACGCAUGGCAGUCCAACGCUACGGCAUGGUCGACGUAAUGCUAGCCAUCUCUCGACAACGAAGACCAUACGCGCCCCAGCACUUCAUCUUAAGCCGACCUGACGAACACCACUGGGACACAACUGAGCCAUCAUUCCAUAACAUGACCGGAUGUCCCCAGCCUUUAAUGUGUUUCCUUGUCCGAAUCGCCCACUUGGCAUGCGACAUAACCGAGAACCCGCAUAACAGAGAACGUAUCCUCGUCGAAGCAUUCCAGCUAGACACCGAGCUUCGACAAUGGGGUUCUCAAUACACAGGAAUUCUACCGACGAAAGGCGAACGGAGCCUUCUUGACAUACUGACAGAAUGUUUCUACUGGACGGCGCACCUCCUGCUAUCCAGACGUGUAUUCCAGGACCAGACUUGCUCGCCGCGCGUGCAGUACCUGGUCCAUGUAUGCUUCGGGUUGAUGGAUCAUUUGUCGACGGGAUGUGGACCUGAUUCCUCUUUACCGCAGCCGUUCUAUCUUGCUGCGAGAGAGGCUAUCUCGGCCGAAGACCGUGUCUGGGUCCGAAGGAAGCACGAGUCUAUGACAGCUUAUUAUCGUGAACAGCAGAGGAAUGCGGCCAUGGAGCUUAUUGAGCAGAUUUGGGAGACGACGGAUGCGCUUAGGGAAUCGGAGAGCGGAUCCGCGGUGGAGGGGGGACUUUCUGUUGUUGAUGGGUUUGUGCUGGCGCUUGAUAGAGGGGCGAAUUUUUUUAUAUUUUGA
This is a messenger RNA of Penicillium soppii, 1257 nucleotides long. RefSeq lists its product as uncharacterized. Lineage: Eukaryota; Fungi; Ascomycota; Eurotiomycetes; Eurotiales; Aspergillaceae. Bases 1 to 1257 code for a protein of 418 amino acids. The record is from RefSeq and is a predicted model, not a curated record. Gene Ontology annotation, cellular component: nucleus. Gene Ontology annotation, molecular function: transcription cis-regulatory region binding; DNA-binding transcription factor activity. The transcript has 2 exons. Gene Ontology annotation, biological process: positive regulation of transcription by RNA polymerase II.